AUGAACAUUGCCAGCGCAGGAGGUGUCCACUCGGAGCAGCAACCGCCUAUCUGCAGAAUCCCUGUCGAGCUCGUCCGCCAUAUCAUCGCCCAAAUCAACGAUCGCAAUGAGCAUGGGACAGCAUCGACUCUCGCUGCUUGCUCUCUCGUAUGCCGCGCGUGGACCGAUAUCUGCCGUCAACGCCUCUUUCGCAAGCUCGUCAUCUCCGCCGACGCCCAAGUUCGACCCCGCCUACCGUUUCUCCACGUCACCGCUCCCCACCUCGCCGAAUACGUGCUGGAACUCGUGUUCGACCCUAAUAUCUUCUUUCCGGAUUGGAUCUCCGAUAUCCUCGACCGAAUGCACAAUCUACGUGUGCUGACCUUGAUCGACCUCACUAGGGAGUGGUCGGCACUGUCUUGGUCGCUGAAACACACUAUUCAAACCCUCCUUGGUGCCCCUCGUCUUCAAAGCCUCGCAAUACUUGGCUGGGAACUUGGCGACGAUGCUCAAUCCCUCAUUGAUUGCCCGAACCUCGAAAAAAUGGCGAUCACGACAGAGGAGCAGCAAGGCUCGCUAUUGUGGGUUCCUCCCGGGGUGAAAGAUCUGUCCCUGACAGGCGAGCUCUAUAUCUCGUCGUGCUCACGGCACCGAGUCACCUACGCGUCUAGCUUUUUCGUGGUCGGGCAUACCCAAUUCGGACGGUCAGUUCCCCAAUUCCACAAUUGGCUGAAGGGCUGCAUCGACAACCUCCCAUUCCCGGAGCUGCUUGAACGACUCGACAUCGCACUCGAGCACUGGUAUCCAGAAUACCCCGAGCUCACCGAGUACGAGACUCUGUCCCGUUUUCUCGCUGAACUCCGUGACCGCGGGGCGUUGCGCCGCAUCAGCAUCGCCAUAGGCAUAAGGACGCCCGAAGGUCGCAAAGAAGUGGAUAUCGACGAAGAACGGGAAACGAACAAGCCAAAGGACGGUUUUGCUGCGAUAUUAGGUCCGGGUGUGGACGUCCGCCUUUCCGUUCUGCGCUUCACAUUGCCAUUGACGCACGAGCUUGUCAUGGAUUGUCGUGCCUAG
Messenger RNA from Pleurotus ostreatus (oyster mushroom), 1053 nucleotides. RefSeq lists its product as uncharacterized. Bases 1 to 1053 code for a protein of 350 amino acids. The transcript is spliced from 2 exons. Gene Ontology annotation, molecular function: protein binding. Lineage: Eukaryota; Fungi; Basidiomycota; Agaricomycetes; Agaricales; Pleurotaceae. The record is from RefSeq and is a predicted model, not a curated record.